Molecule: messenger RNA, 420 nt
Organism: Phycomyces blakesleeanus NRRL 1555(-)
Lineage: Eukaryota; Fungi; Mucoromycota; Mucoromycetes; Mucorales; Phycomycetaceae
Exons: 2
Coding region: 1-420 (139 amino acids)
Source: RefSeq, a predicted model, not a curated record
AUGAGUGAUAUUGAUUAUCCUCAAUUGUUAGAUUAUUAUAAAAUCGCCUAUGCUAUGCCCAAUCUCAUUUCUUACCACAAUGCCAGAUUGUCACAAUAUUUUGUAAAUAACCGAAUCACAAAAUUGAAAUCAAUUGAUCUCCUUGGCCAAACAUAUAUUGGGAAUAACAGUUCUGGUAAGCGCGGGUCACUUGUUCAAGCUUUCUUCCGUAGCAGCAAUGGCCGAACUUCAAGCCUAUAUACCAGACAAAUUCAAGAUGAAGGUAUUGCAAUCUGCUUGCCAGAAUUCUCUGCUGAUAAUUAUCACAACAUCUUGCGUGUACAUCGCAUACACUUAGAGGUUGCAAUUGCUGUAGAUGUAACUGAUAUGAACGAAGAAAGAAUGCUGAUCAUUCCUAUGCCAAAAAAAUACUAUGCCUGA